Messenger RNA from Aspergillus candidus, 4942 nucleotides. RefSeq lists its product as uncharacterized. The record is from RefSeq and is a predicted model, not a curated record. The transcript has a single exon. Lineage: Eukaryota; Fungi; Ascomycota; Eurotiomycetes; Eurotiales; Aspergillaceae. The coding region runs from base 1 to 4932 and encodes 1643 amino acids.
AUGCCGUCUGACAUCCCAAUCUACACGCAGAGCUCCAACUUUGGUAGUCUUCUGGAGAAAGGUGUGGACCCUCGAACCGGUCAAUAUACCUGCGCAAUCGACGUGUGGGGAGCCCCCGAAGAGGCUCGAAACUGUCCCUCGUUGAAAUUGACCUUGAGCUUCAGCCCCAUGAAUUUCUUCAAUUUUGGUCUGGGAAAAGGGUGGUCUUUCAACCUCACGAACUAUGACAAUGAGAGUAAAACGCUCUAUCUCUCCACUGGCGAGCAUUUCAAGGUUAUCGAAUUGGCCGGGAGCGUGUCCGUGCCCGAUCAGAAGCUGAAGAGUUUCAAGUUUACGAAAGUCCAGAAGGAAGAGAAUGGCAGAACAGUCACAUCUUACCAGGUGGUGUAUAAGUCGGGACAGGUCGAAAUCCUCAAGAAUAGCAGUGGUAUCUUUGACCGAUUCGUCCCCUUCCAGAUAGUCGCCCCCAAUGGACGCCAUCUGAGACUAGCUUGGGAAGUCCUUAAACCGACUGGGUACCCUCUGUUGACCAAGAUCAAGGAUGAUUCUCAGGAUUUGCUUGAGGUUGACUAUAAGUCAAUCGUGAAGAAGAUUAUUCGGUUUCCGAACACCCCGGAAAAAAGCACCCUCUCCCUUGAAGUGAGAGACAACUACCUCAAGAAGCUGGUAUUGCCUCUGGCCAGCGCACCUUCAUGGACCUUCGACUAUGUGCUGUAUGGUCCAUCAUUGUGUAUCACCAAAACCACCAGUCCCAGUGGCCUACAGGAGCAACUGGAGUACAAGUCAGACGGACACAGACUACCCCCCAAAGCGCCUUACCGUUACAUCCCCCAUGUUGAAUGGCAUACAGUCUGGCCGGGCAAUUUCCAACCUAAGAUAAAGACCAAGUACGAGUUUUCUCCACGGGACGGACACAAUCUCUAUGGUUACAAUGCAGGUUUGGAGUGGAAUGACGGCGAAGACAACUUGUAUCGUACUCGAGACGAGUACACAUAUAAUUCCAUUGUCACGAUUCAAGGAGGUACCAAGACAACGAACACAUACAAUCAUUUUCAUCUUUUGGUCAGCUCGCAGCAGGAGAAGGGCUCCUGCGUCACAACAGAGUCCAUUUCCUACCACACCAAGCCCUACGAGAAGUUCGAAAAGCAACCUGCGUAUUGUCAGUUGCCACAUACGAUCACCAAAAUGUACAAGGACAACAGUGGCCGCUCUCCUCGUUCCGAGACGACUAAGCAGACAUACGACGAAUGGGGCAACCCAACCCUAGAGAUCCGACCGGACGGCGCAGAGAUUCACCGCACAUAUUACCCAGAAGAAGGAGAGGACACUUCAGAUUCAAACAACCUGGGCUGUCCUCGCGAUCCUCACGGGUUCCGGCGAUAUAUGAAGACAGAAACUGUUGUGCCUGGGCCCAGUGAUUAUCCGGCAUCGACGCGCACGGAGAAGUACCGAUAUGUCAAAAUACCCACAGCCCAUGGCGCAGAAGCUGCAUACUUUGUGGGUGCUCAGCAGCACAUAACCUCUACCGGCAACCACGUUCUUUCCAGGACGACGUUCGCAUACCUAGACAGCCCUACAGCGACCUACCACGGUUGUCUUGAACAACAGGUGACAUCUCACUUGGACAAGUCUCCGACCACCAAAAAACUGAGCUACUGUCGAAAUGGCGAUCUGAUGACUCUAAAAGCAUGCACCACAACCUUUGACGGUUCUGUGGUUGAGGAGGAGACGGUUUACUCCGCGUUGCACGGGUUAACCAUGGCACACAAAGAUCAAGCCGGAGUGGAGGACUGCUUCCUGUAUAAUACGCUGGGACAGAUUACCAAGGCAACCACAUCUGCAGGCACACCGCAGGAAGCAGUACGACAAUGGGAGUACGCAGUCCUUGAGCAAAACUACGGCACGGAAACCAUAGUUACUGAUGCGAAGGGGGUGAAAACCCGCUAUGUCACCGACGGACUGGAGAGACCCUGUCGCACUGAAAAACAGGACCAUGACGGGGAAGCAUAUGCUGCAGGUAACACCUCGGCAGAGUUCCAACUUGUCGAAAAGCGCAACUAUGAUGCUCAAGGCCAAUGCAUCGAGGUUACCGAGGUUGACUGGUUGCGGGGCGAGAACGGGCAGCUCACGCCCCAGGAGACUAGCAAAAAGCUCGAGUAUGACAAUUGGGGAGGGGUCUGCAAGACAACGGAGAAGUCUGGCCUGGUCACUAUAUCGAAAUCCGACCCAGUCGAUCUCACCGAAACUACAGGGAUUGAAGGGGAAGGAUAUACGAAAACCUACCAUGACGUUUCCGGUAACCCAACAAUGAUACAUCUAUGCAAAACAGACAAGACCCUUUACAGCUCUAUCAAAUACCGGUAUGACGGCUUGGGGCGUCUGGUCGAAGAAGAGGACCAGGUUGGCCGAAUCAUCAAGUAUGAGUCCGACAGCUUUGACCGGAUCACCAAGACGACGUGGUCGGAUUCUCGAACAGUGACAGCCGACUAUGCAGAACAUGGCGAGGCUGCAUUGCCGGCGAAAGUCAGCCUCAACGGCGUCACCAUUGGAGGGCAGUCCUUCGAUGGGCUAGGGCGCGUUAUGCAUCGGAAGGUCGGUCCACGCACCACCCGGCAGAUCUACGAGGGCCACGCACCCGAGCCAAAACAGAUCACGAAUGCAAAAGGUCAGGGAUGUGAGAUUACCUCUGAGCCCGCACUGCAGUAUGCCCCCAAGAGCCUGACAACCAGCGGUGCAAACUCCGACAUUUACGAAUAUGAUCCUCAGACUGCUUUGCCAAUCAAAAUGAAGGGAUCAUACAGUACGCAGAUCCGAGAAUACACACCCUCGUCUCUCCUCAAGAAAGAGACCAUUCAAGUAAAAGGGGGAGAGUCAUUUUCGUCUGAAUAUCAGUAUUCGAUGGCAGGUCUACUGCAGCACUAUGUCAAUCCUCACCAACAAAGGCAGUCGAUCGAGUACGACGCCUGCGGUAGACCGGCAUCUUUGAUUCAAAGCAAGAUCAGAGUUUCGUUCACAUAUUGCAACAGAUCAGGUCGACUGUCUGAGUACAAUGUUGAGGAUCAGGAGGAUGGUGUCAAAUUAACAUUUCUGUUGAGCUAUGAUGAAUUUGGCCGCGAGACUAAGCGGAUUGUCAAGAAAGGAGAACGGAUCAUGUAUUCUCUCAGUCAGACAUAUGGCGAAACGAGUCUUGUCGCUACGCGGGCCCUGGAGGAUAAUGAUGGCGUCACUAUUCGGAACGAAAAGUUCACAUAUGACAAUCGGAACCGCCUGAAAAGGUACGAGUGCGAUGGGAGCCAAGCUCCAGUUGAUCAGCAAGGAAACCAAAUCAAGGAACAUACCUUUGGUUUUGACGAAUACGAUAACAUUGUCAAACAGACAACAACUUUCCACAAUCAGGAUUGUAACACAGCAAGCUAUACCUUCAGCAAAGAUGAUCCCACUCAGCUGAUUUCGAUCACCAACACAAACAACGCCUAUCCUGCAAGUGUUGUUCUCGAGUACGACGCCAACGGGAGUCUGACCAGGGAUGAGCAGGGCCGGAAAUUAGAGUAUGACAGCUUAGGUCGCUUGAUCAGAGUGCGCGCUGCGAACGACAAGCAGCUUUGCGAGUACCACUACGAUGCAUCCGGAAAGCUGGCUUGCCAAAGUGUGCCAGACCAGCCAGACACCAGCCUCUUCUACCGGGAGGACUCCCUCAUUGCCACCAAGAGCGGCGACCGUCGCGUCAGCUAUGUCUCUGACGGAAAGGCCUACUGGGGCCAAAUCGUCCAAAACGAUGGAUCCGACAAACCGCAAAACAACCUGUGGGCAUCUGACAGCUGUGGAUCUAUCCUCGCUUGGCUGGACAGUCAUAAGCCAGAAGACGUGCAUUCCCAAUCAUACACGCCCUACGGAUUCGGCGGCGAGUCAGACAUAGCCUUCAACGGACAAUGGAAAGACCCCGUUACCGGAUGGUAUCACUUAGGAAACGGCUACCGUGUUUACAACCCGGCUCUGAUGCGCUUCCACGCGGCAGAUCCGUGGAGCCCCUUCACCUCGGGGGAAGUCAACCCCUACACCUACUGCCUCGGAGACCCCGUCAAUCGCGCAGACCCGAGCGGCCAUUUCAGCCUGUUUGGCGUCAACUUUGGCUGGAAACGGCUCAUUACUGCCGUCAUUGGGAUCGCAGCUAGCAUCGCCGUUGGGGUCCUCACGGGCGGCGCGAGCCUAGCCGUCCAGGUUGCUCUGGGGGCUCUGGCGGGUGCUAUAACUGCGCCGAUCGCAGGAGCCCUGGGCGAUCUGGCAGAAGGCCGGAACCCGACGUGGAGCAGCGUCGGGAAGGACGCUCUCGUUGGGUUGGUGGGUGGCGCUAUCGGACCUGCGCUAGGAAAGUUCGCUCGUCCUUAUAUGGAUAAAUAUCUUGGAUUCCUCACGAAGUCUGGCAGUUAUAGUGUUACCAGGAGUGUCAAUAAUUCCGUCUGGAGACUGGGUCUGCAGAAACACAUUGCAGGCUACGGCAUGAAGGAUAUUGUGAAUACGGCAGCCAAAAGUACCGUGGUAUCUUUCGUGACGAAGCAACCCUUGGCUAUAGGAUACGAGGUCUUUGACGCGAAUGUUCUGCACAAGGACAAACCACAGACAGCCCCACAAUCCAGCUCGGGGGCGCCUCGAGCAGCGCAGGUUGAUGUACCAUAUGCCAGAACAGGAUCUGCCCUCCCGAGGGAUAGCAUCCGGCCUCUGCUCAAGGAGGGAAGCAAUGUCUUCUCUGGCUAUUCUUUGCAGGCCACCGGUUCCGCCACGUCGCCCGGUGGGCAAUCUAUUGCUGAAUCUUUGAACUUGAGUUACAGGUGUUCAUACGGUCUGUCGCGGAAAGGCCAAGGGGAUUCUGGUGGUUCUGGUGGGUAUGGGAGUCUUAGGGGCACUUUGCGCGCUUCUCCUGGUCAGCAGCAUUAGGUAUCUUGCU